Molecule: messenger RNA, 11137 nt
Organism: Cavia porcellus (domestic guinea pig)
Lineage: Eukaryota; Metazoa; Chordata; Mammalia; Rodentia; Caviidae
Gene: Dcaf10
Product: DDB1 and CUL4 associated factor 10
Exons: 6
Coding region: 286-1758 (490 amino acids)
Cellular component (GO): Cul4-RING E3 ubiquitin ligase complex
Molecular function (GO): protein binding
Source: RefSeq, a predicted model, not a curated record
ACGCAGUCACCACUCACUGACAGCUACAGACCGCCUCUUAGCCGGACGCAACGCCGGACACUCUGGCAUCCUCGCUGGCUCACACACAUUCACGCUCCGGCUCCAGACCUCUAGGGCUGCGUGUCCCUACUUUCCCGGUCCCCAGUGGAGGGCAGCCCAGCGGCGGCGCUGGUUUCCCAUCCGGUGAGUUUAGGCCGCCGCACCCGGAAGUGGCGCCCGGAGCGGGAGCGCUGAGGUGUAGGCCGACUGGACAGCGACCCGGAGCAGGGCGCGGGGGCGUUGGCCAUGUUUCCCUUCGGUCCCAGUAGCCCGGGCGGGGACGAGGCGGCUGGAGCUGAGGAGUCGGCCGCCCACCGGGGUCCGGCGGCAGCCGCCAGGCCGCCCUCUCCCGCUACCCCGCCCGCACCGCCACAGCCCGAGGCUGACGCCGCCCUUCCUCCGCCGGCCGCCCGGAGCCCCAGCCACCCCGGCGCCCUCGCGCCGCCCCACGCCGCGGGCGCCGGAGAGCUCAAGCCGCCCGGUGAGCUGGAGCUAUCAGCAACCUCUGCCCAGGGAGAGCCGACCGCGUCUCCAGACUGCAGGGCCUGGAGCCGGGGCAGGCACGGCCUCAGCGCGGGCCUGGGCGGCCCCGGCGCUAGACUGUUUGGAUGGCUGAGACAGCGCAGCCUGGGCCGCGGGCUGUUUGUGGACCCGGCGCGGGACCAUUUCCGCACCAUGACGAACCUGUACUGUUCCAUCCACCCCGCGGAUUCCGUGUACCUCAGCACACGCACCCACGGUGCGGUCUUCAACCUGGAGUAUUCGCCCGACGGGUCAGUACUGACAGUUGCUUGUGAACAGACUGAAGUUCUGCUUUUUGACCCUAUAUCUUCAAAGCACAUAAAAACACUUUCUGAAGCUCAUGAAGACUGUGUAAAUAAUAUCAGGUGUACAGAAGAUGGGUGUCCCCAUAAGAAAUUCUUUCACACGCGUUUUCUCAUGAGAAUGAGAUUAACACCAGAUUGUUCCAAAAUGUUGAUCUCAACAUCUUCUGGCUAUCUCUUGAUUUUGCAUGAUCUCGACUUAACCAAAUCUUUAGAAGUAGGCAGCUAUCCCAUUUUGAGAGCAAGAAGAACUACAUCAAGUUCAGAUUUGACCAGUUCAUCAAGUUCAUCAGGUCCUAGAGUUUCUGGUUCACCAUGCCAUCAUAGUGAUUCUAACUCAUCUUCAGAGAAACACGUAUCAAGAGCCUCUCAAAGAGAAGGAGUUUCACCACGAAAUAGUCUAGAAGUCUUAACCCCUGAAGUUCCUGGUGAACGAGAUCGUGGAAACUGCAUUACAUCCUUACAACUGCACCCCAAAGGCUGGGCCACACUUCUUCGGUGCUCCAGCAACACUGAUGAUCAGGAGUGGACAUGUGUCUAUGAAUUUCAAGAAGGAGCUCCUGUGCGACUUGUCUCACCUCGCUGUUCUCUGCGACUGACUCAUUACAUUGAAGAAGCCAAUGUAGGCAGGGGUUACAUCAAAGAACUUUGCUUCAGUCCUGAUGGGCGAAUGAUUUCUUCCCCGCAUGGCUAUGGAAUUCGCUUGUUGGGAUUUGACAAACAGUGCAGUGAACUUGUUGACUGCUUACCCAAAGAAGCCAGUCCUCUGCGGGUGAUCCGUUCUCUGUAUUCUCAUAAGGACGUGGUACUGACAACAAAAUUCUCUCCAACACACUGUCAGAUUGCCUCAGGGUGCCUUAGCGGACGAGUCUCUUUGUAUCAGCCAAAGUUUUAGGCACAAUUUACAUCAAAUAAGGAACUGUUGUGGCACUGGACUUGAUAAAUUACUUCCAUUUAGAUGAAGUAUUUUCUUAGAAGAUCUGAUCAAGAUCCUGGUUCACAUGGGUCCAUGAAUCUCCCUGUGAUCUGAGUACUUGGUCACCAGCGUCCAACCGGCGUCCGAAGCUGGACUCCACGCAGCACCGUCUUGGUCAGCGCUCCUCCACUCCUGCUGCUCUGUGCCACUGAACACCAGUUAUUUUGCAUGGUAGCUUUGUUAAGUUUUCUUGUUCUCUCCUUUUCCCCCUUCUUUUGUCCUUCCCUUCUCUUCUUUGUCUCUUUUGUUUUUAGUAUGAAUUUGUGGACAUUUGGCAGGAGUUUGGGUUGGCAUAAAAGAUACCCUUGAUGCUAGCAUUGAAUAAAAUCCAGAAGCUGAAUGUUGGCAUACCGAGAUUGUUGGAAAAGAAAUUUCACCUUCAUUUGUCAGUAUGUUUAGCCUUGUAAAGUUGCUGAGAUAUAUGUAUAUCUCACACAUAAUUGUAUUAUAACUGUUAGACAGUCUUACAACUGAAUAUCUCCCUGUUUCCUGUUAAAGUCAUAUAAUUUUUUCAUGUGGCAGAGAUUUUAUGAAAAUCUAGAGAAAAUAUUACUACUUCUUGUAAUUGUAUGAAUCUAAAAUGUCUAACAUGCUCUUACUUGGUAUUUUAUUCCUGUCUACAGCAUUAGAAAGGAAAGGAGAAGGGAUGGACUUUGGUCAUUUCUGAUGUACAGAAGAGGAUUUAUUUAUUAGAUUAAUAUGAUAUCUGGCCACAGAAUGAUGAGAACAGUGUGAUUUAGAUUUUCCAUUUUCUCUGCCAUACCCAAGACGGUCUGUUAUCGGUAGGGGAUAGAAAGAAAAUCAAGAGUAAAAAUACAGCAUUGUGCUCAGUCUUUCUUCCCGGGCCAGGGGCCACAAGCUCAGUUCUUUCACCAUUAGUGAGUGGGAAGCUGCAGUUGUUUUCAAACUGUUAUCAAACCCUGGUAGUCAGUGACUUUGGUGUCAAAGCUCAAUGGUGAUGAUAUAAAUACAUUUUUUGUGUUUUGUUACGGAACACAGCAAGUAAAACUUCAGGUAAAGGCAAAUACAAGGCUGAGGCUCUGCUGAAUAAGUAGCUGUCUUCCAGCCUCCACCCACACUGAAGGAGAUUGUGUUUAGAAGGAACUUGCGGGAGGCUUAGAGUAAUUUUUUUUUUUAUUGGUACCAGAGGCUAGAGUAAUUUAAGCCAUGUUCUAGCCUUGCCCUUUUAGGUCACAAAGUCGCUAGGCCAACAGUUCUGAAACUUCAGGAUACAUUAUAAUCUGUGAAGAGCUUGUGAAAAGUGCAAAACCUGGACCUUGCUUUAGGAGAUUCUGAUUCAAGCAGGGAGAGGACAAGAAUCUAUUUUUAGCAGGAAUCCCACAUAAUCUUUAUUCAAGUGGUCUCUAUCACAGUUUGAAAAACAUAACCUUAAACUUCAGUAAAUACAUCUCUGCCCAUGUGGUGCUUAAUACAGGACCCACAAGUGUUUAAUUAGUUAAAUAAUAAAUAAAUGAAGGCAAUUUUAGAUAUAGGAAAUAACUUGGAAUGGUAUCAUUUGCAUUAUUUGACAAAAUAGAGAAGUGGCUAAGGUCAGCCUGCAGUUAGUGGCAGAGCCAGGACGCGAAUUCAAGCCUCCUAAUUCUGUGCUCAGGGUAAUUGUAUUGUAUUAUGUUGGCUGUUAAUGACUUACGAACACUUUGUCUUUUAAAUUGUAUGAUUAUAAAUACCCUUAAACUGUCCACUUGAUUGAAAAAGGAAGGCACAAGAGUAGUUGCUAAAUUUCCCAGUCUUGCAAAGGAAAAUGUUUUAUAUUUAAUGAAAGUGUUUAAACAACUCAAAUACAUGAAUUUACAUGAUGCUUCUUGAUAGGCCCUCUGAACAGCCAUUCACAUGCAUGUAUAGAGGCACAUCUCACAUGGAACAAGAUUGGCUAUAGGACAGAGUGCACCUAAAGUGCACCAUCUUACCUAAAAAUUGGAAGUUUUGAGGUCAUUGAAAAAUUACCACAAAGCAUAGGGAAUACAUAAUCUUGCUUAAACAAAGAAAACUUUGUUUAAAAAAAAAAACUACUUAUUUAAGAUAUUAGUUUUAAAGUUUAAAAUACAAAGCAUCACAGAAUGUUGUCAAUAAAAGUACACUAUAAAGUACAGUGAUCAAGCUGACAUUCCAAAAAAUUAAUCAACUUUGGAAAGUGUCCCGUGUCAGGAUACUGGACUCACAUGUGUCCCAACUGUAAAUUCAGGCAGAGAUUCUUUAGCCACUGUAGAGCACCUAUAAUGGGCUAAUGUACUUUCUUUACUACUAACCCUAACAGAAACCUGGCAUGGUAGGCAGAAUGUGCUCCGAACUGCUUUGGAGGUAAUGAUGGGUCAGAAAGAUUGUAUGACUGGCCCGAAGUUAGAAUUAGCAGUGGGUAGCCACACUGGAAUCCAAAACGAUGUUUGUUUGUUUGAAUCUAAAACUGGUUAGUAUACUGUUUCUGAUCUUAGUUUGUAAAGGAUGGUAAACUGACCUAUUCAUUUCCUUGUUCAGUAUCUUCUGAAAGGUUUCGUUUUUAGUUGUAUAACACUGACCUUACUUACUUUCUGUACCAUGUGAAAGAAUACUUAUAAGACGGUAGUUUCCGUAAGAAUGAUUACCAUAAACUUAGGGCAACCAGAUAGUCCAUUCCUAAUUUUAUUUAUUUAUGUAUUUAUUUAUUUAUUUUUGGUAUGGGGAUCAAACUCAUGACCUCGUGCUUGCCAGGCAGGCACUUAUGCCACUGAGCUAAAUCCCCAGCUCCAUUCCUAAUUUUAAAAAACCCUCAAGCAUUAUAACCACCUAUGAAAUAGAAAAGAAAAUGGAGAAGUAGCAUAAAAAUACACAGAUGCACAUUAAAAAUUAACAAACAGCGAAAUCAACAACAACAGCAAAAACCUUUGCCCUCCUCGUGUUAUGCUCAUGAUAAAAAAAAGGCGUUAGGGAAUAUUGUCAGGGGAUGAAAGGGAAUAGGAGUGGGAUACUGUUGGAAGAAAUUAUACAUUCCAACAUCACAGAGUAGACUUUUUACUGUAAAUUUUAUUGUCAUUUUUAUCCAUGAUAAUUGGUAAGUCUAAUUGGUAAAUAGUAUUAUAUAUAGAGUAUAAAUUGUCUCAUGAUUUAAAAAGUGUUUUCCAAAACAGUGUAUUUAUGAGAAUGCUGGGUUGAAUGAGUUUGUUACAUCAAUCACACUGUAGUUCCUUAGUUUUCAGUUAUGAAAAGAAGUGGCGAAAGCAGAAGAGAAUUCUAUUUUAGUCUUUUAAAAGUAUGUGUGAUCUUUUUUUUUUUUUUGAUCAGCAGCCCAAAGCAUAUGUAUAUUUCAUUAUUUUUCUUUAUUACAUCAGGGAGAAGAGGCGAUACCAAAAAUUUUAGGAAACCAAGGAAACGAUAAAUCACAUGUUCCCUGCUCCUAUUUAGAACAAAGAUCACAUCAUAUUUUCUGAGGUUAUAUUCUCUAGAAAGUGCAGAAUAGGGAAAACACUGAGUCUUUUAGAAGUCUAGAAUUUCCCAUAUUAUUCAGAAGAUAAGGUAUUGGCAUCUAUAAGCAUCUGUUCAACUUGCAUUUAGCAGGAGAAAUAGUCUGAUAACUCACUAAUGACAAUCAUCUGCAUUCAAUGACCAGCAGUCACUGAGUGCUAUGAAAAUCCAUUCAAUAACACCCUGUGUUGGUAAUGAAGGAAACCAUAUGCAUGAAUUUUGGAAAGCUGAUGCAUAUCUCUUAAGUGCCAAAAUUUAAAACUUGUAGUUAUUUUUGAUGCAAGUCUUUCAGGUAUGUUCGAAUACCUCCUUGCCUUCUUAAAUAGCAUGCUCAGUAUAAUUCACAGGUCAUAUACAUAAUGUGUUAACACAAAUAUCCAGUGAGUUCUGACUAUAUAAGCAUUUCAUAAAAUAUAAAGGGCUAUAACAAGUGUGAGUUAGUAUCUUAAGUGAUUCCCUCAAAUUUGAGGUAUAUAUACUAGUUUGCCUUCAGUUACUAAUUUCUUCAUAUUUUAAUAUCUGCUCAGUAGCGUGUUCUGUCAACAUUCCUGCCUUUAACACUUUUCUUCUGAUGUGCUGUGUUCAUCAGUUAGGAGCUGGGACAUAAGAUAACCCUACCUGCUCAGAGUCUGCACUGACACUGAGCUGGACAACCUAGGUGCAUAGUGUGUGAGGCAGACCCUCGGUUACUUCCCACUUACCUUCUGGUUAAUAAAAGAUCCCAGCUAAAGCUUAGGCUCAUGAUUUUUCAGUUGCAACUUCAGUACGAUACUAGAAACUAAGGAAGGAUGCUGCUAGACUAAGAAAGAAAGAGCAGUGCACCAAAGUACAGCAAAGCAACAGCAGAAGGUCUUUAUUUGCACAGGAAUCUUACGCUUUUAAGAAAAAGAAGAGUACGGGAAAAAGAAAAAUUCAGAUAGAUUUAAGAUUAUUUUAGAUGCCAUAAACUCUGACAAUAACCAUUAAAGUAUAUGCUUAAAUUAUCACAUGUUGUUACAAAGACAAGUUAGAAUUGUAGAAUAAAAUUGUACUAAAAUUUAUAACCUAGAGAUGAUUCUAAAUGAUGUUCUAAGGGGUCUAAGGGUUUUUUCCAUUGAAGUGAUAAUGGAAAUUAUUGAAAGAAAAGUGUCUGAUUUACCUUUAUGCUGCUCUCGUUAGUUGAAAAUGAAUUAAUGAUAGGGAUAUAUGGGAUUUGUCAGAAGCCCCAAGGAGCACAGUGUACAUACACACACCUCCUAUAUGUGUAUGUAAAUGUCACUAUAAAUGAAAGUGUUACCCAGAGAUAAUAAAAUAAUUUUUAAAAUUUAAAUCUGGUCCAAAGUCUUUAAAAUAGGUUGAAUUUUUCUUCUAAGUUUCUUCCUCAUUUAGAUUCCAUAGUUUUUACACUGAAGAGUGAAUAUUUGAAUUUUCUCUGAAAUUUCGCUGCAUCCUUCAUUUCUAAGCUGUACUUUCUGGUAAAUUUUAGAUUCAUAUUUUCAGGAAACUUGGAAUAUUCCAAAUACUAUGCUAGGUACCCAGAAAGUUUUCUCAGUAGAUUCUAAGGUGCUAUAAGUUCUUAUGCUAGACUGUAAGCUCCUGGAGGGCAGGGACUAUCUUAUUUACUCUUGUAUUCCCAGUGCCUGAUACAGGACCGAAUACAGUAGUUGCUCAAUAAAUAUUUGUUAAAUGAACCUCACAAUGGCCUCAAGCUCCCCUGAAGCUAGAAUGUGAUGUGCAAAUGUUUGAGAGGGAUCCAUCAUUUACAGUGAUACCUCAGUUGUUGAACUCAGGUCAUUCCAACUUCAUGUCCAGACACGGAAAAGUUUGAGAACUGUAUGUAUUUUUCCCAUAAAUAAUGGCAAACAAUACAGAACAUGUUGUCUGGGUGAGAGCAGCACUGAGAUGGAAGUGUCACCCUGGUGUGCAAGACAAAUGUGUGGCUCAUUCUUGACACCUGCAAGGCUUUUCAAGGCAGAGUUUUGGCUCAACUGUCACUCAAAGUUCCAAACAGCAAGCAAUUGUGUUAUUUAGCUUUGCGGAUCAAGUAGUGGACCAUUUGAGCUUGGAGCUGUCCAACAACCAAGGUAUUAUAAUUAACAGAUUGUCUUCACUGCGCUAAGGUUUAUUCUGACCACAAGUGACUAAACAUUUAUCACUGAUUUGGAAAGCUGCAAAUGAACUGUUUUCACUGAAUGAACAUUUGAAACGCUGGUGUAGAAUUAGGGACUCAAGAUACGAAGAUAACUAAAGUCUUGGUUUCCAUAGUGGCAGUUGAGAUGGAUUUAGGGCUGGCUUUCCAGGUGGUGAGACUGCAGGCAUAUAGGGCUCCCCACCCUUAGAAAGGCUUCACACACUUAGCUUAGUAUUGUGAUGCAGUCUUGAAGAUUUCUAGCCAGGUCUGGUGGCACAUUACUAUAAUCCCAGCACUUGGGAGGCUGAGGCAGGAGGACUGCUGUGAACUCAAGGCCAGCCCAAGCUACACAGUGAGACCCUGUCUCAAAAAACCCACCAAAUUUCAAACAAGGGGCUCACAUUUUUAUUUUUCCCUGAACUCAUAAAUUCUGUAGCUGUUAUUACUUAGGUGUUAUUAUCAUUUAGACAUUUUAGAAAUUGUAAGAGUUAUAUAGUGUGUCUUCUACCCAUUUCAUUGAAAGCUAGUUAUACAAGAGAAACCAAUAAAAGAGGCUGGGGAUUUAGCUCAGCGGCAUAAGCGCCUGCCUUGCAAGCAGGCACUUGUAAGUUCAAUCCCUGGUACCGAUAAAAAGGAAAAAGACAAAAAAAAAAAAAAAAACAAUAGAAUGAAGAGACAUCCCACAAUGUAGAAGAAAAUGUUUGCCAGCUGUUCCUUAGACAAAGGAUUACUACUGAGAACGUAUAAACAACUCAAAAAUACCAGAUUUCCCAGAUUUAAGUACCCAAUCCAAAAUGGGUAUCGGGGCUGGGGAUUUAGUUCAGUGGCAUAAGCACCUGCCUUGCAAGCAGGCGGUCGUGAGUUCCAUCACUGGUACCAAUAAAAAUGAAAAAGACAAAAAAAAAAAAAUGGGUAUCAGAUGAAUACACACUUCUCAGAUGAAGAAGUACAAACAGCAAAUAAAUAUAUGAAAAAAAUAUUCAACAUUACUGGGUCGUUUGAGAGAUGCAAAUUAAAACAACACUGAGAUUCCACCUGAUCCCAGAAAGAAUGGUUAUUAUCACUAAUAACAAAUGCUGGAGGGGCUUUGGGGAAAAGGAUCUCUUCUCCACUGUUGGUGGGAGUGUAGACUGGUGCAAUCAGUGUGGAAAUGUCUCAAAUAACUAGAACUGGAGGUCCCAUUUGACCCAGCUAUUCCUUCUCAGUAUCUUCCCAGAAAAAAACAGUGUAUCACAAUGUUGUAGUCAGGGGUUUCGAGGAAAGCAAUGACAUAUAGGACACAUAAUUUAUAGUAUUAUUUAUAGCAGUCACCCAAGGAGUCAAAUAGAAAGUGGAGGAAAUCUGUCCACACACUAAAGACCUAGACAAUCCAGCCAAGGGCCUGGAUCCCAUAAUAACCUAUGAGUUCAGAUGAAAACCUAGAGCCCAUAAUAAUGACUCACACAAGUCUAUUUCACGGAUCUGCGCUGGGAAGGCCCAAAGGUCAGCCUUUGCCUCUAGAAGCUAGAAAGUAAGUGUCAGCGGGGUGAAGGAGCCGUGCCAGCAGGCCAAGGAUUCUAUACUAGAGCCAAGAAGCAAUGCUCAGAAUAAGGACCAGGGCUCUCCUGAAAAGUUCCACAGCCAUCCUCAGCAACAAUGAGGUUCUGAGCUCCUCUGAUGGUAAGAACAGCUGAGUACAUAUCAGGAAGCCAGCAUGACAAACUUCCCCUGGAGACUGAGCAGCUCACAUCUUCCCCACAAAGCCAGGAAGCGAAGCUCAAAGUGAGAACCAGAGCUCCCCCAAAGUGAACCGCAGCCAUUCUCAGCAACAAGACCCUGAGCUCCACCGAUGAUAACAGCCGAGUUCAUAUCAGGGAGGCCAGCAUGGCAAACUGCUCUGGGAAAACCAGCAGCCCCAAACAACAGCAUUCACUUAGGAGAACUCACAGGGCCACCCCUCCUCUCCAGGUCUCCUUUUUAUGCUGGCAACAGACCUCAGCUGGCCCGUCCACACUCAGCACCAUGCUGAUUCAGUUCAGCUGGUGUUUAAAUUGACCACCAGUUACCACUCCACUACCACUCCACUACACACAGCAACAUACAUACAUGAAUAGCAGCUGGAUUUGUGAUAGACAGAUCUUAAAAACAACCUAAAUGCCUUAUUGACUAAGGUAUUGAUAAAAAGAUGUGGUACUUUUAUACAAUGGAGUACUACUAAGCCAUAAAGGACAAACUUGAGGCUUCUAUAGGUAAAUUGAUGCAAAUUGAGACCUUACUUAUAAGUGAAAUAAAUCAGACAUGCAUAUGUAAACAUUGUAGUGUCUCAAUAAUGUGAGAAGCUGAAACAAUAUAUGUAUAUGUGUGUGUAUAUAUAGUUGACAGUUAUACUAAAAAUAAAAACUAUAAAGUGCAUGAUUUAGUAAAUAUCUUUCAAAAUCUAAAAUUAAACACAACUACUUCCCUCUCAAAAGGUUUUUUUUUUGACAGAUCAAAUGUUUGACUGGCUCUGAGUCAAGGCCAGCAGCUUCUUGACGCUGUUGGUUUCAAGCAGGAGCCUAAAGAGAUGUCUUUCUAUGGUCUGUUGGCCAUUUCAGAACUUGGGCAGUGAAAUGGUCAAUUUAUUAGAAAGAAACAGCUUGAAGCAACCCAUCCCACCCCCCUUAAGCAGCUGUGAGCAUGGCAGGCUACGGUCGCCCAGGAUGGGAGCCACCGACAUUUACUGGGCCCUGUGCCAUGCUGGGACCUGGAGCGCUGGGAAACCAAGCAACCCCUCCCCCCUGCCUAUUUUGUUUCGUUAGACUUCAGUAUACAUGAAAGUAUGGACAGCUGUUUUGAAGAGAACGGGAGACUCUACAAUAGCCAUUAGUGACUUCCCUGUUGUCUGGUUUUAAAACUCCUUCCUCAUUCAGUUUGGAUCUAUGUUUUAUACUAUGUUUUUUGUAUGUAUUCUCUAUAUGCAUAGUUUUAUACUAUGUUGUUUUGUAUGUAUUCUCUAUAUGCAAAGACAUAGACAACUAUUUGGAAGAAAACAAGAGACAAUAUGAUAGACAGUGAAGAUCUCAGGUCGGCUAGCUUUGAAAUUUGUAUCUCUUACAUUGCUUUCUUGUGUCCUAUUUUGUUCUGUUUUGUGAUGUUUAAUUUUACCCCUUUUUAAAAUUAAAAAAAAAGUUUGUCAUUUCAGAAUUAGAAAAGUAUUCUAGAAAAUGUAAGUAGGGCUGGGGAUAAAGCUCAGUGCCACAGUGCCUGCCUGGUAAGCACAAGGUUAUGAGUUUGAUCUCCUGAUACCAAAUAAAUGUAAAACUCAGUUCUUUACUCGGUAAAAAUGUUAUUACCAAUGGGAAGCACACUUAACAAAAUCUUCCUUUUAUUUGUCAAGUUGAAUACAGUGACUGAACUUCAUAUAAAUAUAGAACAUGCUAUUUUUUAUAGUUUUCCCUAGCAUGAUAUUUUUGUGUUAUAUUAUCAUUUUUGUGCUAUAUUAUUUAGCAAUGUGAUUGAUUGUUUAUUUUAUCAUGUGAUUUUUUUAUUCACCAGAAUAAUGACAAUUAUACUUGGGACACUCUUUUUUUUUUUUUUUUUUUGGUAAAUCAUUAAAGAUAAAACACAGUGAACCAGAUGGGUUUAGUGGCAUGUGCCUGUGGUGUCGGGUCCUUGAGAGGCUGAGGUGGGAAGAUCACAUGAGCGUAGGAGUUCAAGGCCAGCCUGAGCAACAUAGCCAGAUCCAAUCUCAAAAAUAAAAUCUCUUUCAAUUUA